CGUGAAAUUCUAUCGGAAGCACGUACAAUGGCACAAUUGAAACAUCGGCAUAUAGUACGAUUAAUUGGUGUAUGCAAAGAAGAACAAUUUAUGCUUGUCCUUGAAUUGGCACCAUUAGGUCCAAUUAAUAAAUAUUUAAAAAAACGACCUGAUGUCAGUGUACAUACAUUAACUGAAUUAAUGCAUCAAGUCGCAUUAGGUAUGGCUUAUUUGGAAUCAUGUAAAUUUGUACAUCGUGAUUUAGCUGCUCGUAAUGUUCUAUUGGUUACACGUCAUUUUGCUAAAAUAAGUGAUUUUGGAAUGAGUAAAGCAUUGAAUUUUGGCAGUGAUUAUUAUCGGGCAGCAACAGCUGGGAAAUGGCCAUUAAAAUGGUAUGCACCAGAAUGUAUAUAUUAUUUUCGUUUUGAUUCAAAAUCGGAUGUAUGGAGUUAUGGUAUAACUUUAUGGGAAGUUUAUUCUUACGGUGAACGACCAUAUAGAGAUAUGAAAGGUGCACAAAUCUUGGCAAUGUUAGAUCAAGGUCUACGUUUAUCACGACCAAGUCGUUGUCCUGAAUCAAUCUAUAGUAUAAUGCAACAAUGUUGGAAUUUUGAAGGUGUACAUAGACCAACAUUUGCUGAAUUGGUUUUAACAAUAUCACGUAUUCUAAGAGCAAUGCCUAUGCCACAAACUAAUAAUGUUUGUAUUCCCAGUCAUCAUCAUCAACAUCCACAUCCGCAUCACCAUGAACAUCAACAUCAACAGCAGUGUCAUACUAGUACUACGAAUAAUAGUAUUACUAUUCCUAGUAAUAAUAACAAUAAUAACAAUAAUAUGUUAUCAAGUAGUCUACCACCAAAAUGUGAUCAUUUACAUGCUUCACCUACUCAUCAACACAAUAACAUGACGAACACCACCAAUAAUAGUAAUAAUAAUAACAGCACUAACACUAGUGGACUACAUCCAAUUGAAUUUAGUCCAUUAAGACGUCUUGGUGGAAUCGGUGCAAGUACAAGUUCCGGUGGAAGUGGUGUAAAUAGUGGCGGGAGUGAUGGGAUAUCAUUUUAAAUUUAAUUGUUUUGUUAAUCAAAUAAUCACACACGUGAAGAAAUAUAAACAAACAUUUGUCAACUGUCAAUAUUGAUCAUUGAACAAAACACGUACAUACAUAUAUAGAUAUAUACAAAUAUAUAUUGACUGACUCCUUAAAUAAUUAUUCACCAGAGAAAUUGAUUACAAAUGAUUACUUUUUAUUGAGUGGCAAACAGUGUAUAUUUUUAAUUUUCUAUUGAUAAAUAUAUAUGCAUAUAUAUAUAUCUAUUUUGAUAGCUUCUAUUCCUUUUUUUCCGCUCUGAAUUCUUUUUCUUUCAAUAUUCUUCCAAUUAUUCAAAAGAGAAUAUAGAGUGAGAUUUUUCUAUAUAGAAGCAUAUGAUGGCGCAUACACACAUAAAUAAGAUUUCUAGGAAAAAAAUUGAACAGUUUUUGAGUUAUCACCUUAUAGUGAAAUACACGAUUCGAUUUUAAGUUUAUCCAAUGAAUUGAGGUGAAUAUUUCUUGAAUGCUUGUAUCCCUGUUCAUGAUUGAACAAUUGAACAAUAUGAUUUUAAACAACUAACUGUUCAAUAUUCAAUAGAUGUGAUUGUGACCACUGAUCAUUGUACAUAUCGAUAAAUAUAUAUAUUUUUUCCGUUUCAAAAUUCAUUUUAUUUUCAACUAGUGUGUUUACCAGACAGAAAAACUACUGAAUUUUCACGAUAAACACACAAAGAUUACUUUUUCACGAUCGUUGUUUAACUACAAACAAUUUAUGCGCAAAAAAUGAAAUUAUCAUAGUGAUAUUGACAAAAUAAGUAGACUGAAAAACAAAAGCCCCAUCAAACUGUAACCUUUUGAUCAUCUCAUUUGUUAUCAAUGUUCUAUUGAUGAUUUUCACUGUUUCCUAUCAUUCUGUCAUUCACCUAUCUAUAUCACCCAAAUAUUCAUUUCAAAUGAAAUUUCCAUGUGUUUUCAUGUUAAUAAAUAACUUUGUACAUUGAAAUUUGAAUUUAAGGAAUUGUUGGUGUUGUUUAUUUUUUAUUCUUGUCACUUGUGCCUCAUUGAUUUUUUUUUUUUUUAAUGCUUAUUUGGUGAUAUUAAUGAGGAUAAUGGUUAGGUUUAGAAAAUUGAACUUAUUCACAUUGUAGAAUGCUUUUUCCACCGUCUAAUAUAUCCAAAUAUCUCUAGAUAUAUAUAUAGAUACACACAUGUAUGUACUAUUUUCUCAUUUUAAUUAUUAUUAUUAUUAUCAGCAUCAAAAUGACCAGAUAUUGUUAGCCUUGUUUUUUUUUUCAAAAAUCUCUUUUCUGCUCGUUUCUCGUAAUUUGCAAUGAUCAAUAAAUCAAUAAUGCAUUUAUUUAUUUGUAUCAUGCAUAUUCCAUUGGGUUUCAGUGAUUACUAUUCAUAUAAAAUGAUUCAUAGAUUACGAACUGACGAAUUACGAAAACAAUGUGAAGACAAUUUACUAUCAUUAAUGUAAUUGGAUGAUUAGUGUGUUUGUCAUCAAUCUGAUUGGUCGAUCGAUUGAUUGAUUGGUUAUUGUGUUUUAUUUUGAGUCUUUUUCUGUUGCAAUACAAACAAACACAAACAGUAGUUAUAAUUAAUAUAAAAUUCAAUUUUCUGACGAGUACACUUAUUUUACACACACACACACACAAGAAAAUACGGAGAGAGAGAGAGAGGAGAAUAUGUAACUGAGUGAAAUUUGAUGAACAAUGAACAUCUUUUUUUUGUACAAAUGAUAACCUUUAUUUAUAUUAUUAGUAUUGUUAUUAUGAUUAUUAUUAUUAUUAUUAUUAUGGUUUUACAAUUAAUUACAAGAUUUUAAGAAUUUAC
This is a messenger RNA of Schistosoma turkestanicum, 2850 nucleotides long. NCBI's taxonomy places the organism in Eukaryota, Metazoa, Platyhelminthes, Trematoda, Strigeidida, Schistosomatidae. The record is from the annotation of a GenBank genome assembly.